AUGUCCAAAGCAGUCACCGUCCUGAGUCAUGCCUUUCCCAACACACAGCUUGUGGUGCGGAACACAACUGAGUUUGACGAAUUGAAUGGUUCAUACCUCUCAGCCUUGGAAAGCGAUAUCACACCAGUCUGCAUUUUCCUACCCAAGACCAAAGAAGAGGUUGCAGCUUUCGUCCACAUAGUUAGACCAUUUGUGGCGAGCGGUAAUCUUUCAUUUGCUAUUCGUGGUGCUGGACAGGUACCACUUCCAGGCAGUGCCAACAUCGAGAAUGGCAUUACUCUUGACCUCAGAAAUCUGACUGGAGUGGAGUGUAAAGAUGGCAUCGUCUCAAUCGCGGCAGGUGAGCGAUGGAGAACGGUUUACCAGAAGCUAGCAGCUGAGGGACUUGGUGUGACUGGAAGCCGAUCCGGAAAUGGUGGUAUUGGAGGCUUGGCCUUGGAAGGUGGUCUUUCCUUUUUUUCCUCUCGCGAAGGCUUUGUGAGCGACAAUGUCGUCAAUUAUGAAGUUGUUUUAGCGUCUGGCGAAAUUGUAAAUGCCAACGCUUCUGAGAAUUUCGAUCUCUGGAUUGCGCUUCGAGGCGGCUCGAACAACUUCGGUAUCGUUACGAGAUUUGAUAUGAAGACAUUUCAACAAGGACCGUUCUGGGGCGGCAGUGUAUACUAUUUUCCGGCGAGCUUCCCCGGCCAAAUCGAGGCUCUAGUCAACGAGAUCAAGAAACCAAAUGCUUCAGUGGAGACACAGCUCAUUAGCAUUGGCUAUGCUGCCGCUUUCGGUAUGAUCGCAUGUCAAAAUCAAAUAUACUACACGAAGGAAGCCACCGAAACUCCUCCUGUUCUUGAACCAUUCGCCGCAAUCCAGCCACAGAUUGAUGCGCUGAACAGUUUGCGCAUAUUGAAUCUGACAUCUGCUGCUUCGGAGCAAGCUGCUGAUGGUCAAACAAGCCAAAGAGUGUCAUAUAUGAACACAGUGAUCAGAGCAGAUAAUGCCACCCUUCAAGAAGCAUCCACGAUCUACACCACUGCACUCUCGAACAUCACGUCCAUCGCGGGACUCAUCGGCUCUCUAACUCUCCAGCCAUACCCUGUAUCCUUGCUCCAAAAGUCCGUCGCGGAUGGUGGAAACUCAUUGGGAUUGUCUCCCUCCGAUGGACCACUAGUUUCGAUUCUGCUUCUCACAACCUGGCAGAACAAGAGUGAUGAUGAAACGAUUUUCAAAACAAUGAGAGGCGCAUUGGAAAACAUCAAAGCGGCAGCGGUUGCGAAGAAUUCGUCGGUUGAUUAUGUGUUCAUGAACUACGCCGCUAGUUUUCAAGACCCCAUUUCAUCAUACGGUGUUGAGAACAAAAGAAAAUUGCAAAACGUGAGCAAGAAGUAUGAUCCAGAGGGAUUAUUCCAGAAGGGCGUCCCGGGAGGUUUUAAGCUCUUCGUUUGA
Messenger RNA from Sclerotinia borealis F-4128, 1431 nucleotides. The record is from the annotation of a GenBank genome assembly. Lineage: Eukaryota; Fungi; Ascomycota; Leotiomycetes; Helotiales; Sclerotiniaceae.